Messenger RNA from Symbiodinium necroappetens, 186 nucleotides. Lineage: Eukaryota; Dinophyceae; Suessiales; Symbiodiniaceae. The record is from the annotation of a GenBank genome assembly.
AUGGAUCGUCAUCCCGGUGGCCCCACGACCAUCCUUGCCUGGGCGGGGAAGGAUGCCUCGAAGUUCUUCAACGACAUCCACAAGGGCGUAAAGAUCGACGCCUACUUGCGACCGGAGGCCUUCUUGGGCGACCUGGGCGUGGACGAGAACCUGAUGUCGGACCAGUUCUGGCACACGCUGCGCGAG